Molecule: messenger RNA, 3508 nt
Organism: Sphaeramia orbicularis (orbiculate cardinalfish)
Lineage: Eukaryota; Metazoa; Chordata; Actinopteri; Kurtiformes; Apogonidae
Gene: sepsecs
Product: Sep (O-phosphoserine) tRNA:Sec (selenocysteine) tRNA synthase
Exons: 12
Coding region: 144-1601 (485 amino acids)
Biological process (GO): selenocysteine incorporation; conversion of seryl-tRNAsec to selenocys-tRNAsec
Molecular function (GO): O-phosphoseryl-tRNA(Sec) selenium transferase activity; tRNA binding
Source: RefSeq, a predicted model, not a curated record
AGCAUACUUCCGUGUUUCUGUGUAUGCUCCUGUCUGACCAUGCUGCACUUUGGAGACUCAUUGACACAGUUUUGAGUUGACAGAAGAAAGUGGUGUUGCAACAGUCCAUCAAGGAACAAGACGUGAAGACGCACAGACACGACAUGAACAGUGAAAACUUCACCCUGAGUGAGAAGAUCGUGUCAUCUUCCUACAUCCGACAAGGAUGUCAAGCUCGUCGCAGCCACGAGCAGCUCAUCCGACACUUGCUGGAGCAGGGUAAGUGUCCAGAGGAAGGAUGGAGUGAAAGCACCAUCGAGCUCUUCCUGAAUGAGCUGGCUGUGAUGGACAGUAAUAACUUCUUGGGAAACUGUGGCGUGGGGGAAAGGGAAGGCAGGGUGGCAUCCAGCCUUGUAGCACGACGACAUUACAGGUUGAUUCAUGGAAUCGGUCGUUCAGGAGAUAUCGCUGCUAUUCAGCCCAAAGCAGCAGGAUCCAGCCUCCUGAACAAGCUGACAAACUCAGUUGUGUUGGAUAUCUUAAAGCUCUCAGGUGUACGGAGUGCGGCGAGUUGCUUUGUAGUUCCCAUGGCAACGGGAAUGAGCUUGACUCUGUGCUUCCUGACCCUCCGCCAUCGGAGACCCAAGGCACGCUACAUCAUCUGGCCUCGCAUUGACCAGAAGUCCUGUUUCAAGGCCAUGAUCACAGCAGGUUUUGAGCCUGUGGUGGUGGAGAACGUUCUUGAAGGUGAUGAGUUGCGGACAGAUUUGGAAGCAGUUGAGCGCAAGAUUUGUGAGCUUGGAGCAGACAACAUCCUCUGUGUUCACUCGACAACGUCAUGCUUUGCCCCAAGGGUCCCAGACAGGCUUGAAGAAUUGGCCACUAUUUGUGCCAAACAUAGCAUUCCUCAUAUAGUCAACAACGCAUACGGUGUUCAGUCAUCCAAAUGCAUGCACCUCAUACAACAGGGUGCUCGUGUUGGAAGAAUUGACACCUUCGUUCAGAGCUUGGACAAGAACUUCAUGGUUCCAGUAGGUGGCGCCAUAAUUGCAGGCUUUGAUGAGUCCUUCAUUCAAGAGAUAAGCAAAAUGUACCCAGGUCGAGCCUCUGCCUCACCUUCCCUCGACGUCCUCAUUACACUUCUCACUCUGGGAACCAGCGGAUAUAAGAAGCUCCUGUCCGAGAGAAAGGAGAUUUAUUCAUUCCUGGCCGAGGAGCUGAAAAGUCUGGCCUCUGCACACGGGGAGAGACUGCUUCACACCCCACACAACCCUAUUUCAUUGGCCAUGUCUCUGGACCGUCUCCAAAAUGAGAGCGACAAGGCAGUGACACAACUGGGCUCCAUGUUGUUCACCAGGCAGGUGUCGGGAGCCAGGGUCAUACCACUGGGAAAAGAGCAGACCAUCAGCGGACACACAUUCCGUGGCUUCAUGUCGCACUCGGAGACCUACCCCUGCCCCUACCUCAACGCUGCCUCAGCUGUGGGCAUCACUCGCGAAGAUGUGACACUAUGCAUAAAAAGACUUGACAAGUGCCUCAAGACCCUGAGGAAAGAAGGAAACGCAGCUAAAAGUAGUUCUCCUGUGCCUCCUUUGAGCCAAGAGGACUCCACCGGAGAAUAACUAACCUAAAAUAAAGUUUUCAUGGGUAAUUAAAACACGACUGCAGUGCUUAAAAAGUAUGUAUGACAUUUAAAAGGUUCCUCAGAAGUUGCAGGAUGGUCGCUAUAUGCAAACCGAUUUUUGUUUUUUACACUUCUUAGCUCCCAGCACUGUGCACUGACUUGAGGUUCUAUGUUUUAAUAUGUCCCUAUGUUACAUUAUCAGUACAGACAGUGUAAUAAGGUCAAGGGCUGAGCUCACAAGCAGCAGCUGGAGAAGAAAGUGUGCAGGUGUUGAUUAAAAAAAAUAAUAUUAACUGAUGUUAUUGAUUCAUUUCCUCCUCUGUGAAAGUGCACUAAUGAGUAAAUAUUGCAAAAAUUGCACACAAGCAUAUAGAAUUCAUACCGCUGAUCUAAAGUUAGACUGCAAAAGUUCUUUAGCAGAAUCCAAAAAUGCUUUAUUUUACAUAGAUUAUUAAAUUUAACUAGUUACACGUCAUUUUUCUUAAAGCUAUCACAGUGCACUUAAUCAAUAUUCUAUAACCUAUUGUAGUAAAUGUUUCAGAUUUGUAACAAUAUUAGGAUGGAUGAGGUUUUUCCACUCCCUGAUGUCUGAAACGCUGCUUCUUAAUGUUGUAUGCCUUCUCCAGAAUGUUGUAAUGUGAUGCAAAUGCCAUUGAACCCCUGUGUAUCAGACUAGUCCAUUUAUAUUCAGACUCUGGUUGAAACAAUGCUGUAUGCCAAAUAUAGAUCACUCCUCUGUUUAGGAAAGGAAAUAUUCACUAUUAAGCUUAGUAGGAGCCUGUACUGUUUGUACCAUGAAGAGUUCAGGAGCAGUGGAGUGGUGGAUGGCUGCUUUAUCAGGGGAACUAAACCUUAAUCACACCAGUUUCCUCUGUGUUUGCACAUUUCAGAGGUUUUUCUUAGUCUUUUGUCUUAUUCCCUCUGGUCUCCAAUCUUAAUCAUUAGAAGGCAGAGCAGGUAGUAUUCUGAGGCACAAAAAUAGACUCCUGUUAAAGCCUCUCUGACUGAUGACUAAUCUAUAUUUCAAUACAACAUUGUUCAUGUUCUUCCUGUUCCCUGCUGUGGAUUAUCAAGGUUGAUUGCUUCUUUAAAAGCUUUGUGCACUCGCAGUAGAUGCUGCUGCAUAUUUAGACAGUAAAGUCGUAAGUAAGUAUAGGCUGCCAUGUGCGUGGGACCCAGGUGUGCAGAGGAAUAGUAACCUAUACAGUCAGCACAUGUUGGCUGUCAACUGCAGCAAAUGCAGGUCGGAUAACGUGGAGCAGUAGCAACAGCAAAAGCACAACCAAUCUCCUCAGCAGCCUUCGGAAGUGGGCUUGCAUCUGAAAGAAAAGGAUGCUGUAUCAGCAAACUUUCACUGUUCCCAAGCUGUAGUCAACCAUUAAAAAAAUAUAGUGGAAAAACACUGUGUACUGUGGCAGCACUCUGAAAGGCUUAAAUGGCUUUUAUAGGAGAGAGAUGUUCUUAAUGAUUUGGGUUGUUUUUUCAGCAAGAAGUAUGUGGAAUUUAGUUAAAAUUAAGAAAAAUACAGACAGAAAUAGUAUGAUUGCUUUCUUAUGACAGGGUACUGUGCUCCAGGAAGCACAAAUACAACACUUUGGAGCAAACAUGAUUAUCUUUGUGCUAUUUUCUCUUUCAGUUUGCUGUGUUUUUGUCAUUUUUGCUGAUGUUGCAGAGAUUGUGAAGGGAGUCAGUCAGACCCAGUUUUCCUUUUUGUGCUGGCCAGUUAAAGAACCCCCCUAUUGAUCAAGUAUGCUGCAGUAUGUAAAUCAGAAGAGGCUGCCACUGAGAAACAGAACAAUGCACUGCUUAAAUUAGAGGUAAAACCAACGACUGUGGUGAUUGUGAUUGCAGUUUAAGUUUUAUUUUUAGGAUCUAUUCAAUUAAAUUUGCAGCUUAAAUACUGAA